Molecule: messenger RNA, 498 nt
Organism: Parathielavia appendiculata
Lineage: Eukaryota; Fungi; Ascomycota; Sordariomycetes; Sordariales; Chaetomiaceae
Exons: 1
Coding region: 1-498 (165 amino acids)
Source: RefSeq, a predicted model, not a curated record
AUGUUGCCAACCAUGGACGUUUCCGCGCUCGUCGCGCAGAUGCAAGAGAUUCUGGCGGCCAUGCAUACCACUCUUUCCUCGCUUGAUCCACACGUCCACGAUGCGAGGCUUGAAGAGCUCGAAAAGGAGCGCGGCGACGCCAUCCAGGCGUUAUCCCAGGCCUUUGAGGCCGAGUCGGAGGCCUUGGGCCAAAAGCGGGAGGCUGAAAGGCGGGAGAUUGCCGAGCGACGACGAAGAGAGGACGAAGAGCGCGAAAGGAGGAGGCGUGAAGAGGACGAGAGGCUGGCUGCGAGAGACCGCGAGGAGGAUGCAGCACGGGAUGGGAAGCUCAGGGCAGAUACCGGCAGAAUUGAGCAAGAGACGGACGAGCUGAUGGACCGGGCGGAAGAAGAGGCUCGAGCGGCCAUGGCGGAGGGACGGGCAAAGCUCACGGCCCUGCAGGAGAGGAGAAGGGUGAGUAUUUCUGUUUUACAAAUCACACUCCCACUAAAGUACUGA